Brassica napus (rape) is the source of this 1471-nucleotide messenger RNA. RefSeq names its product pseudo histidine-containing phosphotransfer protein 6. The record is from RefSeq and is a predicted model, not a curated record. The transcript is spliced from 5 exons. Gene Ontology annotation, cellular component: cytoplasm; nucleus. The coding region runs from base 851 to 1315 and encodes 154 amino acids. Gene Ontology annotation, molecular function: histidine phosphotransfer kinase activity; protein histidine kinase binding. Lineage: Eukaryota; Viridiplantae; Streptophyta; Magnoliopsida; Brassicales; Brassicaceae. Gene Ontology annotation, biological process: cytokinin-activated signaling pathway; phosphorelay signal transduction system; phosphorylation.
UAGGAUAAAGUUGGUCUAAUGCAUGCCCUCAUUUUAAACACUUUUAGUAUAAUAUUAUUUUCCAGUGUUAAGACUCAAGAGUGUAUAAUUUAUGCUAUAAAUUAUAAUCAGAAUAUCAGAUAUUAAAACUCUCAUAAUACAUAUCAGUUAUAUGAUUAUAAUAGAAUAACUUAUAAAUGUUAGAUUUGUAUUCGUCAGUACUCGGUCGAUUGAGAUUAAAAAUCAUAGAUAAAGAAACAUUUUAGAUUAAUUUGUUUUAUUUUAAAAGAUACGGUAAAAAGUAAAUAAAGGAACCUACAAGUUCUUGAUUGAAGGUUUAAAAAAGGUAGUCGAUUUAGGGCAGAGAUAACCUAGAGGCUGCGGGAGGUGUAACCUGGUCUGACCGGUUACAGGUGGUUGUCGGGAGAAAGAACGCCGCAAUUGGCAGUGUCACGCGGGGUAACUGGCAGGGGUGUAACCGGUGACUCAACUACAGGUACACACGUCUCUGGGACGGUCCCGUUUAUUCCCCACACCCUCCUCGAAACUUACCCCUUUCUUCCACUAACCUUAUUUUCACACACGCGUGUAAUUUAUAUUUACACUAAGAACUAAUUUAAUUAAAAAAAGAAGAAGGAAAUGUUGAUCACGCUAAAAGUGGGAGAAAGGUAACCUGGCUGACUGUCUCUUUACAAGUUUGAAUAGAAAGCGGGUCACCUCACUUCAGCACAUGUAUAAAUACACCUCAGGAAACGCAAAGUCUUAUCAAAACUUAAGCCCUCUAGGAAGGAGUUAAAGUAAGCCCUUCCCGGUAAUAAAGAGAAGAAAUAUCUGUACCGGAAAACCGAACAAGACGGGUGUGCCGUUGUGGAUGUUGGGGUUGGGUGUGGACCGGCUUCAAGCCGACAUCAACCGCCUUCUAACCUCCCUUUUCCAUCAGGGAGUGCUGGACGAGCAGUUCUUGCAGCUGCAACAGCUUCAAGAUGAAACUUCACCAACCUUUGUGUACGAUGUCAUUAAUAUCUACUUUGACGAAUCCGAGAAGCUACUCCGCAGCCUUAGAUUAUUGCUGAUGGAUAGAGAAUUCUCGGACUACAAGAAGAUAGGAUUGCAUCUGAAUCAGUUGGUAGGAAGCAGUUCUAGCAUUGGUGCUCGUAGGGUUCGUAACGUCUGUGUUGCCUUUCGCUCUGCUUCCGAGCUUAACAACCGCCCAGGGUGCUUGAGAGGGCUGGAAGUAGUAGAGCAUGAGUAUCAUUACCUCAAGAAUAUGAUGCAUGAACUCUUCCAGCUGGAGCAGCAGAGGCUAUUAGCUGCAGGAGUCAGAUAUCCAAUGUAGAUUUUAUAAUUACGUUCUAUCAUAAAAUUUCGAUAAUUAAUUAGUGACAUAAAAUUAGUGUGUGAUGUGAUGUACUGUCGUAAGCUAGCCAAGUUUUUCUUUUAUUUUCUAAUCGUUUGUUACUACUCUCUUCAUAAAUUCAAAUUACAAUCGCUU